AUGCAGGACCCCAGUGAGGGCCUACACGGGAGAGCAGGGGUUGAAGAAGGCGAGGAUGGCGAGCGCAGCCCUCGCACCCCCGGGGCCCAGCCUAGCGCUCAAGGUUCGGCGACCGAAGGUGACCGUGGCAACUCUUCUCAGAGCGGCCUGCGAGAUUCCAGUGGCCUGGCUGCUCCCGGGAGCCCGGCUGCUCCGGGGAGUCCCGCUGCUCCCGGGAGCCCGUCUCCUCCUGGGAGCCCGCCUGCUCCCGGGAGUCAGGCUGCUCCGGGCAGCCCCAGCCCAGGGAGCCCUGCAGGGUCCGGAGCAGCUGCUGAAGAGGCAGCUGUGGGUCCCCACAGCGAGCAGGUGCCACUUCUCCCUGGGCCCAGUGGAGACACUACCUCGGCAGCGACGAGCCGGCUCCUGGAGUUCUCUGUAACAGUGCCUUUCCGGUCUGCGGUGGAGGCAGACAUGGCCCGCAGGUCCCUGAUCGCCAGUACCCGACGCCAGCAAGUGAUGAUUCAGCAGGAGUUCACAGUGACCGACAGUGUCCUGGCUGUUAGGUGGACUACUGAAGACCCUGUCUUCUUCCGGAUUUCCAUCAACACUUUCCUUGACCACCUCUCCCUCGUGAUGAGAAACAUUCAGCGCCUGGAGUUCGUGGCUGUUGUCAAACGGGGACGGGGAAGGAGUCAUGAACCCUAA
Messenger RNA from Acomys russatus (golden spiny mouse), 684 nucleotides. RefSeq names its product EKC/KEOPS complex subunit LAGE3-like. Bases 1 to 684 code for a protein of 227 amino acids. Lineage: Eukaryota; Metazoa; Chordata; Mammalia; Rodentia; Muridae. Gene Ontology annotation, cellular component: EKC/KEOPS complex. The transcript has 3 exons. The record is from RefSeq and is a predicted model, not a curated record.